This is a messenger RNA of Pristis pectinata (smalltooth sawfish), 481 nucleotides long. RefSeq names its product zinc finger protein 239-like. Gene Ontology annotation, biological process: regulation of transcription by RNA polymerase II. The coding region runs from base 218 to 481 and encodes 87 amino acids. Gene Ontology annotation, molecular function: RNA polymerase II cis-regulatory region sequence-specific DNA binding; DNA-binding transcription factor activity, RNA polymerase II-specific. Lineage: Eukaryota; Metazoa; Chordata; Chondrichthyes; Rhinopristiformes; Pristidae. The record is from RefSeq and is a predicted model, not a curated record. The transcript has a single exon.
UACACCUGCUCCGUGUGGGAAGGGAUUCUCUCAGUCGUCUGAGCUGCUAAUACACCAGCGGGUUCACACUGGGGAGAGGCCGUACACCUGCUCUGAGUGUGGGAAGGGAUUCACUCGGUCGUCCCUUUUGCUGACACACCAGAGAUUUCACACCAGGGAGAAGCCGUUCAUCUGCUCGACAUGUGGGAAGGGUUUCACUCAGUCAUCUGAGCUGCUGAUGCACCAGUGGGUUCACACUGGGGAGAAGCCAUACACCUGCUCUGAGUGCAGGAAGGGAUUCACUCGGUCGUCCUAUUUGCUGAUGCACCAGAGUGUUCACACCGGGAAGAGGCCGUUCAUCUGCUCGACGUGCGGGAAGGGAUUCGAUCAGUCAUAUGACUUGAUGACACACCAGCGACUUUACACCAGAGAGGUGCCCUUUGCCUGCCCAACAUGUGGGAAGGGAUACACUACGUCAUCCAGUCUGGUUAAGCAGCAGUGA